Molecule: messenger RNA, 1751 nt
Organism: Armigeres subalbatus
Lineage: Eukaryota; Metazoa; Arthropoda; Insecta; Diptera; Culicidae
Product: nucleolin
Exons: 3
Coding region: 479-1618 (379 amino acids)
Source: RefSeq, a predicted model, not a curated record
GUCGCAUCUAAUCAGUUUGUUUAGUUUACUUUUACCGGUCGGUUCAUUACGUGACAAACACGACGUCCACAACAACGGUAGACAGAGUACAGUUAAUAAUUCAUGAAAGGAAAUGCCAACGACGGUUAUAGCUUCCUUUCUGCGUAUUCUAUGCUAGUUUAUGAAUCGUGCUAUGAAAUUUAAAUAUUUACUAAGCAGAUAGUUCUCGACGGAGGUCCUUGUGCAGAAUCGUGAAUGUUCGUGACACGUGCAGUUUUUUUCAGUUGAUAUUCUCUUAUUGUCGUGCCAUCAGCUCAUGCCUAGAGCGAAGUCGUAGAUUAGCUCAUAUCCAAUCAAACCUCGAUUCCGAUUAAUAUUUGUACUGCUAGCGAAAAUCGGCGCCUUGGAAGGUGAAACGGCCACACAACGGGUACGGAGCGCCCAUCAAACGCGACCGAAGACGGCAACGAAGAAGAUUUGCCAAUCCGAAGCUGACGUGAUGAUCGACAACGACGACGAGGAUGAUUACGAAGGAUACUUCCUUCGUCCGGCAAACGAGUACAACAUCAAGGAGAAAAUUAAGCUGGCGAACCAGGAAUCGUUCGCUAUCCCGACACCUCCAUCACCAAAAUUUCUAGCUGGUGAGCGAAGAGUCACCUUUAGGGCACAGUUAGUGGAUUACGAACCGGACGAGUACAGUGACGGAGAAGAACAGGAAGGCGAUUAUACGGUCACGAAUGGCGAUGUCCAUGAAGGGUCUGAAUCAUCGCCGGAAAUGAACGAUCAUUCGGAAAGUAAAAAUCCCACUGGCGAUAUGGAUGAGGUUGACGAAGAUAUUAUCGAAGAGCUCAGCAUUAACGAUCCCCCCGAAGAGGAAAUCGAAUCACGCGUAGAAACAGUGCACGAUGAAGAAGAACAAGCAGAGGAAGAAGACGAGGAAGAGGAGCCAGAAGAUGACGAGGAGUUGGACGAUGAGGUAACGGAAUCCAGCUUGGACACGGAAAUUCACAAUCCAGAAACGGCAAGCGAGGACAGCAGCAGUCCCACAAAGGCUCGUGCAAGCGAAGAAGGUUCCGGUUCCGGAGAAGGACAAGAAAUCAAUUACUCUGAAGAUUCGCAAAAUGAUGAAGACAACUCUGAAGAGAGAGCUAUCCUAAAAGAACAACUGAUGAGAGAAUCACUCUCGUAUGAUAACGAGGGUGUCGACAACGAAGACGAAACACAAGAUCAGUACGAAGAUGACGAGGACGAGGAAGAUGGUAGAGAUAGUCCUCUACAAGCACAUUUGGAAAAGCGAUCUGCAAAAUGCCAGCGGAAGUGUUGCCGUUUCAAGAAGCAUGUUAAUGAAAAACUACCGUAUUACAAUGGCUAUCACUCGGAGUAUGGGCUUUCGAAGGCUGAGCUAGACGCAAAGAAGAAACGCGUGGAGGCAAAGAAAAAGCGGUUUCAAGAGCGCUUUCAACGCAAAGUAGAGGAACAGCAAAUAAAGGCACAAACGAACGAGGAAGCUUUUGCAACUUGGUUGAACAAAAAGUUGAAAAAUUCCAUUAACAAGUAUCAAAAUAUGUAUGACUUCAGAGGAAAGAAACAUAGAAGAAGACUCUCGAAGGAUUCCUCGACCCUGACAGCAGUAGCCUGAAAGCUUAACAGGUGUGAAAUAAAUGUACUGAAAUUAAGAAAGUCUGUGCAGUCCAUGCAAACGAACUAACGAAUAAAUCAUAACCUGAAUUAGUGUGAAUUGCACUUCAAUCGCGAAAAUUAAAUUUAAUAAA